AUGAUGGAUCUGUUGGACCUUCCGCCGGAGAUCUUCCAGAAGAUCAUCGCCAACCACGUUAAGAGUGUUGGAGUCAGCAAGGCAUGGAGGCGCCGCGAUGUCUGCAAAACAUUCGCCGCCUUCCUCUCUGAAGAGUGCUUUGGCAGACAGCCUAUGACCAAGUACGCGGACCCGGCAGCCAGACGAUUACUCUGCCGGCACGCAGAGCUGUUCUUUUCGUACCGAUGCAGAAGCUUGUACGGAGCUCCGAAACUCCUACCCAGUCUCGUUCGCAACGUCGUUGAAAAAUUCAUGACUACUACAUCACAAACAUCGGAGACUGACCGGGCAGCCUACACGGACCGGGUUUGCCACGCCAUCGUCAAUCACCUUCCUAAGGGCCGGCUGUUCCAACUCGCCACCAAACCCACCCUCCUCAUGUGUGACAAAUUCGCCAGCGAUCCGGUCGAAAUCUUUUGCUUAACGAUCGCCAUCUUGAUGAAAGACAAGGAACUUGUCUCCCACUACCUCUCUCAAGGCGUCUCCGUAUGGAACAGCACCGAAGUCUUUGAUAUGCCUCUCACUGUCGCUGCAAAACUCGGAGCUGUCGACUUCGUGGCUCAGCUCUUGAAGCACGCAAAGAGCAGUCUUACAAAGUCAGCGAAGGCCAAGUCGAUGAUGCAGCUUCGAUACACCCUCGAUAUCACUACCACUUCUGGACACUGGGAUGUUGCCAUUAUCAUUAUAGACUGGUGGUUUCAGCAUCUUCGUAAGCCUGUACCCAAUCAGAUAGCAUCGUGGGUCAUGAGGGCUACUAGUGCUCCUACGACUGAGUUUCUCCACCGCAUAAUGGACCAUAACCAUACCCCCGCAACGAAACGCCAGCUAGUGGAAUGUCUCUACUAUUCUCACAUGAAAACAGAGAAUGAUGCCAUGAGCCGUCUCGCUGGGGCUUUGAUCGAUCGAAAUCUCUUGGAUCCUUCGAAAUUCUAUCUGAAUCGUUCAGCCGCAGUCUCCAGCUCCGGCUCUCUCUUGACCCUAGCAGUUGAGAGAAGCGACAUAAAACUUGCUACAGGGUACCUGAAGCUUGGUCUGAGUCCAAAUGGUCUGCGAAACCCAGAAGGCAACCUCGAGCAUCCUCUGGUCCGAGCCGUGGAGAAGAGCGACGAGGCCAUGGUCAAGUUCCUCCUUGAUCAUGACGCCGAUCCAAAGCCAGCGCAACGUUGGAUUGUCAACGGUCCUGAAAAGCCCGUCACGAGCUUUCUGGAACAAUUACGUCGUGUCAGGCUACGAGGAAAAAGGACCACCGAGAGCAUUGCAGCACUGAUACGCCAGGCCGCCAAAGCCAAAGACCGGAGAAGGAAAUAG
Messenger RNA from Alternaria ventricosa, 1347 nucleotides. RefSeq lists its product as uncharacterized. The coding region runs from base 1 to 1347 and encodes 448 amino acids. NCBI's taxonomy places the organism in Eukaryota, Fungi, Ascomycota, Dothideomycetes, Pleosporales, Pleosporaceae. The transcript has 2 exons. The record is from RefSeq and is a predicted model, not a curated record.